GUGUGUGUGUGUGUGUGUGUGUGUGUGUGUGUGUGUAAUUUUAUUUUUUUUCUCCUGUCCUCUUGUUGAGUCUUUUCAGUCGUGUCUUCAGUCUCCCAGACGAGGUUGUGUUGCGUGUUCGGCACUGGACUUUAAGACCCUCACGAGGUUCUAAGCCGGUUCUCCUGUGUGUUUCAGGGGUCCUCAGGAUACCUGUUUUGAAGGAGGCGUGUUUCCAGCCCUCCUCAGCUUCCCGUCUGAUUAUCCUCUCAGUCCUCCCAAGAUGAGGUUCACCUGCGACAUGUUCCACCCCAACAUCUAUCCAGAUGGUCGGGUGUGUAUCUCCAUCCUUCACGCUCCAGGUGACGAUCCGAUGGGCUACGAGAGCAGUGCAGAGAGGUGGAGUCCAGUCCAGAGUGUGGAGAAGAUCCUGCUGUCUGUAGUCAGCAUGUUGGCAGAGCCUAAUGAUGAGAGUGGAGCUAACGUGGAUGCGUCUAAGAUGUGGCGUGAGGACAGAGAUCAGUUCUAUAAACUUGCUCAGAAGAUCGUCCGGAGGUCUUUGAGUCUUUAGAGAACGAACACAUCACAAACAUGGAAACCAACCAAUCAAUCACACAGAGCGCUGCUGAGACGGACGGCUCAAUAAUCAAUACACCGACGGACGGACUUCACUCAUGUUUGGAUCAAUACAGAAUCCAAACAUUACGCAACUUCAAAUUUACUAAAAGUUGACAGAAGAAGAAAACCGGUCGACAGUCAUGUGAUCAUUCUCACAGUGACAUCAUCAGACCUGUGUGGACCGACAGCAGCAGCUCCUUUACUGUUAUCAUUAUUAAUAUCAUCAAUAUUAAUGUUUGAUGCAUGCAGGUCACAAGCAAACACUGAUGACAACCAGGACAUAAAGCGAUACAAUAUAUUAUAUUAUAUUUAGCACUAAUCAAUAACAAUAGAAUAUAUAAAAUAGACCAGUAAAGAUUAAAAAGCUGACAACUUUCCUGAAGAUUAAAAAAGUGUAGAAAUGGGUUUCAGAACAAUAACAUAAAAGUCUGAAGGUGUCUUUAUUUUGAAAGUCCUGUAGGGCAGGAAGUCAGUGAAGUGAAUGAUAACCCUUUCAAAAUUAAGGUUCAUGUGAAUGAGUGAUGUUCAGCAGAAAACAUGUUUUCAUAUCAGGAAGUACAAUGAUUUCAGAAUAAAGUCAUCUACAGAAACAAUGCACCAAUCAGAGGGUUUGAAUGAACCUUUAAUGUGAAAAGCAACUAAAUCAGCAUGUAAUCGGAUACUUCUUCUUCCGCACAGUACUUUGAGUAGAUAAACACUUUUGUUUUUCAUUAAACUACAACUUAAGGAUCAAGUGAAGAGAUGAAUCGAUGGUUUCCUGCUGUUGUCGGUCUGAUGAGCCUCAGCUGGUUUUAUUGUGGUGAGGUGAUGAUGAUGAAGAUCAGGAGCUCCUUCAGCUUCUCUCAGUUGGACUUUAUGCACUUUAUCUGAAGGACGAUUGUCGGGUUCAGAGGUUUUUAAAAAGUGUCGCUGGAUGUUUUUCCGUCUGGUUUUAAAGUUUCAGACGACAGCAAAGUUUCUUUUAAUUUGUCUUUUAUUCUGAAAGAAUAAACAGGAAAUAAAAGUC
Anarrhichthys ocellatus (wolf-eel) is the source of this 1603-nucleotide messenger RNA. RefSeq names its product ubiquitin-conjugating enzyme E2 G2. NCBI's taxonomy places the organism in Eukaryota, Metazoa, Chordata, Actinopteri, Perciformes, Anarhichadidae. The record is from RefSeq and is a predicted model, not a curated record. The transcript is spliced from 3 exons. Bases 263 to 550 code for a protein of 95 amino acids.